Molecule: messenger RNA, 1730 nt
Organism: Myxocyprinus asiaticus (Chinese sucker)
Lineage: Eukaryota; Metazoa; Chordata; Actinopteri; Cypriniformes; Catostomidae
Gene: zmynd10
Product: zinc finger, MYND-type containing 10
Exons: 12
Coding region: 10-1332 (440 amino acids)
Biological process (GO): motile cilium assembly; inner dynein arm assembly; outer dynein arm assembly
Cellular component (GO): cytoplasm; centriolar satellite
Source: RefSeq, a predicted model, not a curated record
CCAGAAGAGAUGAAUUCAUUACUACUACACGGCGAAGCUGAAGGAUAUAUUCAAAGUCUGGAGAAGAUGUCAUUGCGUGAUGUCGGAAGUCCAAGGUGGUUUCGCCAGCAUGAGUUCAUUGAGAAACUCAAUAUGCAGGCUAUUCUAAAUGCCAGCGCCAAUCAAGAGGAAUUUAUAAAAGACCUCUUCAUUUCACUUGGAAAGAUACCCACUCUGGUACAUGCAAUGAUACUUACAGAAGUCUGGAAGCAUAAAGUGUUUACAAUAAUUUGCAAACUUCAGGACUUUAAUCCAAAGAGCAACUUUCUACUCUACAUGGUGAUUCAUCAUGAAGCUACCAUUAUAAACCUGCUGGAGACAAUUAUGUUCCACAAGGAGUCCAGUGAGGCUGCAGGUGAUGCUGUACUUGACUUGGUGGAUUAUUGUCAUCGCAAACUCACACUGCUGGCAGGACGCUCUGUCUGCGGAGAGGUCCCAGCUGAGAACCGAAUAAUAGACGUACAGAUGUCAGCCACUGCAUCUUUACAGGAUCUGCAAAGCCAAAGUGAUAUGUUAGAGUUUGACAUCUCUAUCAAGGCUCUUUCAGUGCUAUGCUACAUCACUGAUCACAUAGAGAGUUUGAGUUUGAGUGUGCUCUCAAGGAUGCUGAGCACUCAUAACGUGCCAUGUCUGCUGGUUCAGUUGGUGGAAAAUUGCCCAUGGAACAGAGGUAAAUUGGAGAAGUACACAGAGGGGAAGUGGAGGCCUAUCCUGCCUGAGGAUCAACUAAAGUUGAAUAAACAUGAUGGCCAAGUGUGGAUCGCUCUACUCAACCUGAUACUCAAACCAGACUGCCAAAGAAAAUAUGAUUUCAAUUCCUUUAACAAAAAUCAACUCUUAAAGCUUUGUGGGUUUUUGACAGAGGCUGUGAUGGAUCAGCUACCAAACCUAGUUGAUCUCAAGCAAUUUCUCAGUCACCUUUCUGUCACAGAUCCUUUGCCCCCUAAAAAAGAUCUUGUCUUGGAGCAGGUGCCAGAGAUAUGGAAUAGUAUUGUAACAGAGAACUCCAACAAGUGGAAAGCCAUAGCUAAAUACCAAGUUACAAAUGUUUUCAACCCCUCUGGCAAUGACUUACGAGAACAAGCUAGCAGGUUGGCUCAAACAUAUAAUCUGGAUGUGAUGGAGAAUCUAAUCCCAGAAAAACCCAAGUGUGGAGCCUGUGGAGCAAUGGGUGUGAAACGCUGCUCCCGCUGUCAGGGAGAGUGGUAUUGCAACAGGGAGUGUCAGGUGAAACACUGGCCCAAGCACAAGCCUGCAUGCAAACUUAUGGCAGAGGCCAUGCAAAAACUAUAGAAGGAUUUCUACAUCACAAGCUGAGUUACAGGAUUGCAAAAUGAAGAGAAGAUGGCUCAAUACAGCGAGAGCAACAAAGAUGAAUGCUGUGUAACACAGAAGUGCAUUAGAGUCUAUGAAUUGUAAUACUGCUGCACUAAUUGUGGACAGGAUUGGAAAAGGGGAAAGGAUAUUAGCAACUGUUCCUGAUGGUACUGAGUUUGUUUUAUUAGCUGCUGUACUAUGUUUUGUAUGAUGGAUCAGAAUAGGUAAGAGAUAAGUAAGCUUUCGUAUAUACUUUGUAUGUGUUUAUGAACAUGAUUUAUUACUUAUUUGGGUUGAACGAACAACUCAAUUUGAUAUGAAACACAAUUUUUGCAAGAGUUAUAUUUUAAAAUGUUUUUAUUGGAAUGCAGCCU